AUGAAGGAAUCUCGAGAAAAGGAAAAGAAAGAUUUACAAGGACUGAACGAGAGAUUUGCUUCUUACAUCGAGAGAGUGUGGUUUUUGGAGGCACAAAACAAGGCAUUGGUGAACGAAUUAGAUACUGUGAAGAACAGCGAAGAGUACAACUCCGCCAAGAUCAAGGACAUGUUUGAGGUGGAACUGGAACAAGCCAGGGUUGUCAUCAAUGAACUGUCCAAACAGAAAGCUGAGUUCGACGUGAAAAUGGUCGGCAUGGAAGACCGUCUUACAUUUGAAAAGAAAGAGACGGAUCUACAAGCUAAACUGGCAGAUGACUUCAGGCAGAAAUACGAGACCGAAGCUACCGACGAAAUUAAUAUCCAAGCUCAGAAAAUGACAAAAAUAUUUUGCGUUUUUCUCUAA
Molecule: messenger RNA, 405 nt
Organism: Liolophura sinensis
Lineage: Eukaryota; Metazoa; Mollusca; Polyplacophora; Chitonida; Chitonidae
Product: 60 kDa neurofilament protein-like
Exons: 1
Coding region: 1-405 (134 amino acids)
Biological process (GO): intermediate filament organization
Cellular component (GO): cytoplasm; intermediate filament
Molecular function (GO): structural constituent of cytoskeleton
Source: RefSeq, a predicted model, not a curated record